Phyllostomus discolor (pale spear-nosed bat) is the source of this 762-nucleotide messenger RNA. RefSeq names its product ECRG4 augurin precursor (gene ECRG4). Bases 91 to 537 code for a protein of 148 amino acids. Gene Ontology annotation, biological process: anaphase-promoting complex-dependent catabolic process; cellular senescence; central nervous system development. NCBI's taxonomy places the organism in Eukaryota, Metazoa, Chordata, Mammalia, Chiroptera, Phyllostomidae. The record is from RefSeq and is a predicted model, not a curated record. The transcript has 4 exons.
CCGCCCGCCUGCGCCCCUCUCUCCAGCACACCAGUCUUCCUGCGCAGCGGCUAGUGGUGUGCGUUCCCCUCCUGCUUGCUGGGUGCAGCCAUGGCCACCUCCUCCUCCACGCGGCCCACCGUCCUGGCCUUGACCGCUCUGGCUCUGUUCCUGGUGCUGUGCCUGGGUCCAAGUGCCAUAAAUGGAAAUAAACUCAAGCUGAUGCUUCAGAAACGGGAAGCACCUGCUCCAAAGAAAACUGACGUGGCUGUUGAUGAGAGCAGAGCCAAAGACUUCUUAGGCCCUCUGAAGCGCCAGAGACGGCAGCUGUGGCACCGGACACGACCUGAGGUCCAGCAGUGGUACCAGCAGUUCCUCUACAUGGGCUUCGAUGAGGCGAAAUUUGAAGAUGAUGUCACCUAUUGGCUAAACAGAGAUCGGAACGGACACGACUACUAUGAUUACCACCACCGGCACUAUGAUGAAGAUGCUGCCAUUGGUCCCCGGAGCCCAGACAGCUUUCGGCAUGGAGCCAGCGUCAAUUAUGACGACUACUAACCAUCGCCUCAUGUGUACGAGAAACCAGCAGCAGACCUCUUCCCUCUCCAUGAUGCCUGGCACAAGUGUGCUUCUGUCAUGCUUUGUUUCAGCAGUUCUUUUUGGCCCACUUCACAUGACCAGAAAGAAGGUGUCAAAAUGAUGAUUAUAAAUGCUUUUUGAUAUUUUAUGCAAGUACCUAACAGUGCAUUUCUCUAAAAGUAGCAAUAAAAGCAUUUCGUUAAA